CACUUUCAGAACAAUGAGUAAGAAAUAGAAAAUAUCUUUUCCCAUUUUCUCUCUAGAAGGCUCUCACUGUUCUACUGUUAACUGACUCAUUUUCUCAACACGGUAUCAGAACCGGGGCAAAUUUGACCGAGUUAUUAAGUUUCUCUUGGAUUUUUUUUUCUCCUUCCAGCGAUUUAACAACCGUGUUUGGUGUGAGCACUAUUUUUUUGGUGAUUUAGGUGAUAUCGAUGGUUGUUCGGCGACUGCGAUAGCUACUUUUUCGAUGUUUUUCAACCAUUUACGGUGAUAUUUUCCCAAUCUCUCUGUUUUGCUAGUGUUGUUUAGCUAUUGUUUGUUAUUUCCAUGGAUUCGACUUCUACUACUACAAGUACUGCUACUACUAUUCUGUAUCCCUCUUCCCCACUGUAUCUCAUUCCCUCUGACUCUCCGGGAACUGUUUUGGUUAAUACGACUUCUAAUUGUACAAGUUAUGGGAGUUGGAGGAGAGGAAUGAUGUUAGGAUUAUCUUAUAAGAACAAGUUAGGGCUGAUAAAUGAUAGUAUACCCAAAUCCGAACCUACUUCUCCAACUUUUGAGCCUUGGAAUCGGUGUAAUAAUAUGGUAGUUGUUUGGAUCCUAAAUAGCCUAGAUAAGGAAAUUAGGGAAAUAGUGAUGUACACUGAAUCUGCUGAAAAGCUCUGGAAGGAUAUAGAAUGGAGAUUUGGACAAGCUAAUGGUUUGAAAUUUUUCCAAAUUCGGAAAGAUAUUUCUUCCAUUACCCAGGGUGACUCUAAUGUUGCCUCAUACUUCAAUCGAAUUAAGAAACUUUGGGAUGAGUUGUGUUGUUCUAUUUUAUAUCCUGAGUGUGAAUGUGGUUGUAAAGAGGCCUUUCAGAAAAUUGAGGAAGAACAGAGGGUUCACCAGUUCCUGAGUUGCCUGAACGAUUCUUACCCUAUCAUUAGGAGGA
Messenger RNA from Capsicum annuum, 946 nucleotides. RefSeq lists its product as uncharacterized. NCBI's taxonomy places the organism in Eukaryota, Viridiplantae, Streptophyta, Magnoliopsida, Solanales, Solanaceae. The record is from RefSeq and is a predicted model, not a curated record.